AUGUAGCCUUCCCUGCGUCGCUCGGUUUCUCCUCCUCUUCCUUUUAUUCCGUUUGCCUGCAUCUCCAGCACCACCCGCUACAGCUGUAAGGCAGAGAUGGAGACCUUCCGCUAAUUACUGUAAACUGUCGAAAUAAAGAUUUGUGAGAGAAGGCAAAAGGAGAGAGACGGCGGUGGGUGAAGAACAGGAAGGUGGACCUCAGAGCUGGAGACAGACAGUAAGACAGGGCGACAAGCGGAAAGACAAAACCAUAUGGUGGGACAGAAGAGCGUUUUUUGUUUUUUUUCCUGAGGACAGCUGAAGCGGACAGAAACUUAUUCAACCACCGUUUGCUCAGGGAGGAUUGCGGCGUUUGGACCUGCCUGGACGCGCACACACACACAGAGCAUCACAAGACGCGGUGCAGCCCUACAAAAGCUUCCUGCAGGGACGAAAUUUAAUUAGACAACUUAUUGACACACACAAAAAAAAGCUUCUCACGGCAACAAGACAUGUCUGGACAGACAGUGACCAUCCCGGACGACAGCGCGUUCGCCAGCUUCAAGGCGGAGUGCCUGUGCGAAGAGGGCUGGAGCAUGAGCUACAGCAAGGGGGGCACCACGGUGUGGACCCAGGGGCUGGAGGAGGGAAAGUCCGUCCAUAAAAUCAAGUGUCGCAUAGUAUGUAAGGACGUGCCGGCAGAGACGAUGUACGAUGUUCUCCAUGACAUUGAAUACAGAAAAAAGUGGGACUCAAACGUCAUCGAGACCUUUGAUAUCGGGAAGCUCACAGUGAAUGCAGAUGUCGGGUACUACUCAUGGAAGUGUCCAAAACCUCUCCGAAACCGGGACGUCAUCACCCUUCGCUCCUGGCUGCCGAUAGGGAAGGAUUACAUCAUCAUGAACUACUCUGUGAAGCAUGUCAAAUACCCACCCAGAAAGGACAGGGUGCGGGCUGUUUCCAUUCAGACGGGCUACAUGAUUCAGAGCCAGGGACCAAGCAAUUGUACCCUCACCUACAUGGCCCAGGUAGAUCCACGAGGUUCAUUACCCAAGUGGGUUGUCAACAAGUCUUCUCACUUCCUCGCUCCUCACGCUAUGAAAAAGAUCAGCAAAGCCUGUCUGAAAUAUGCAGAAUGGAAGCAGAGACACAGCCCCAACUUCAAACCCUGGCUGUAUCCCGAACAGACCACAUUACCCACAAUCCCACUUUCGGAGCUGAGCAUUCAGCACGCAGAGAGCCUGGAGAAUAUCGACGAGAGCUCCUUGGCUGAGACUCCAGAGAGAGAAGACAGCGACUAAACCAAAUGUGUUAAUACAAACAGCAAUGCAGGGAUACAUAAAUGCUUAAUAAACAUCCCAUCAUUACAUGUA
Girardinichthys multiradiatus is the source of this 1352-nucleotide messenger RNA. RefSeq names its product StAR-related lipid transfer (START) domain containing 10 (gene stard10). NCBI's taxonomy places the organism in Eukaryota, Metazoa, Chordata, Actinopteri, Cyprinodontiformes, Goodeidae. Gene Ontology annotation, molecular function: lipid binding. The record is from RefSeq and is a predicted model, not a curated record. The coding region runs from base 492 to 1280 and encodes 262 amino acids. The transcript is spliced from 8 exons.